CGAUAUUCAAAAUCACUCUCAGUGUGUGAUUACCUCUCUACUCUCUUUCUCUAUAUUUAUUCACACAAUCAAUUAUUAAUAAUUUGAUAGUGUCACUCUCGAGUUUUAUUCUAAUAUAUAUACAUACACAAUCACACAUACACACAUACACAUACACAUACCCCUAUAUACAAUAUGGACUUGUUAAGAGUUUUGGAAAUUAUUCCAUUGCCAUCGGCAGCCACCUGUGAAAGUAUACCUUCACUUGUUCAAUAUAUCCAUGAUGCUGUUUUGGCCACUAAUCAAAUGGAUUUAAUAUCACAAUUUGUUGUCUUGUGGUUUGCUGUGACCAUUGCUGCCACAGUUGGAUACUUUGCUGCCACUUCAAUUUCCUAUAUGAUUUUCUUUGGUAUCUUUAGAGAUUAUUUCCAUCCACCUCAUGAACCACAACCAUUCAAGGGACAAGAAUGGUUAGAAGCCAAAAUGAGUAUGAUUGCUAUUCCAUGGUUAUCCUUCUUGACCAUUCCAUUCUUUAUUGGUGAAUUGAAAGGUCAUUCUAAACUCUAUUGGCAAGCUGAAAAUGAUCCAUUGUGGUACUAUGUUGUUGUAGUGAGUGCCUUUAUCUUGUUUACUGAUAUGUGUAUUUAUUGGAUCCAUCGUUGGGAACAUACCUUCCCAUUGCUUUACAAGUAUAUCCACAAACCACAUCACAAAUGGUUGGUUGUUACUCCAUUUGCUGCAUUUGCUUUCCAUCCUUUGGAUGGUUGGGCUCAAGCUUUACCAUAUCACAUCUUUGUCUAUUUGAUUCCUAUGAAUACCAAAUUAUACAUUUCACUCUUUGUUGUUGUUCAAUUGUGGUCAAUUAACAUUCAUGAUGGUGUUGAUGCUGUCGGAAGUAGACUUGGAUCCUCUGCUAGUCAAUAUGUCAAUGGUUCUCUUCAUCACUUUAUUCAUCACACUAGAUUUGAUUAUAACUAUGGUCAAUACUUUACCAUUUGGGAUAGAAUUAUGGGAUCUCACUAUGAUCCAAAACCAGAUUUUGAUACUGGUGAUUUUAAUUUACCAAAACAAAAUUACAAUGAAGGAAUGCAUCCUGCCGAUAAGAAGAAAUCUAAAUAAAACACAUUAUAUUUUUGAACUAUU
Messenger RNA from Naegleria gruberi, 1122 nucleotides. RefSeq names its product C-5 sterol desaturase. Gene Ontology annotation, biological process: lipid biosynthetic process. The record is from RefSeq and is a predicted model, not a curated record. Bases 175 to 1098 code for a protein of 307 amino acids. NCBI's taxonomy places the organism in Eukaryota, Heterolobosea, Eutetramitea, Acrasida, Naegleriidae. The transcript has a single exon. Gene Ontology annotation, molecular function: iron ion binding; oxidoreductase activity.